Chlorella variabilis is the source of this 1122-nucleotide messenger RNA. RefSeq lists its product as hypothetical. NCBI's taxonomy places the organism in Eukaryota, Viridiplantae, Chlorophyta, Trebouxiophyceae, Chlorellales, Chlorellaceae. The record is from RefSeq and is a predicted model, not a curated record. Gene Ontology annotation, molecular function: calcium ion binding. The coding region runs from base 1 to 1122 and encodes 373 amino acids. Gene Ontology annotation, biological process: calcium import into the mitochondrion; mitochondrial calcium ion homeostasis. The transcript is spliced from 11 exons. Gene Ontology annotation, cellular component: uniplex complex.
AUGGGUGCUGUCGGCGGCCUUGCGUCGGCGGCGGCAGCGGCAGCGGGGCCCGGGGCGGUCGGCGGCAGCGCAGGCGCGGCAGCGGCCCAGUCGGGCUGGCAGCUGGCCGUUGUGGCGCUGCUGGGGCUCGCGGGCGCCACAACCAGCAGCAGGGCGCAGGAGGAGCUUCCGCCGCCGCCACACCUUGACAAGGGCUUCAACCUCAUGUCCCUGGACCAGCGCCGCCGCACCUUCUUCAAGUACGAGAAGCGCAUCCGGGAGAUGAGCCCACCCGAGAAGGUGUUUGAGUACUUUGCCUCCCAGAGCGAGGCCAAGGUGUUCUCCAUGACUGCGGGGGACAUGCUGCGCUCGGUGGUGCCUGUGUAUCCGCCUGAGGGCAGCGACGUGAUACGGGCGGGGUCGCUGCCGGGCGAGCCCAGCCCGCACGUGCACCAGGAGGAGGCCGGCAAGUUCAUCCUCAAGUUUGACAUUGACGGCGACAACAAGAUCGGGUUUGACGAGUUCCUGCUGUUCCGCACCCUGCUGUCCAUCCCGCUGGAGGACCUGGAGGUGGCCUUCAGGCUCAUGGACAAUGACGGCAGCGGCAAGGUGGACCGCGCCGAGUUCCAGCAGCUGCUGUCCUCCAUCCACGCCCGCGCCGGCAAGCCCUCGGUGUCCAUGCGCAAGUCGGUGCACACCGCAGACGCCGACCUGCACGGCCUCAUGGUGCUGUUCUUCGGCGCCGACGGCUCCCGCCAGCUGUCGCUGGACGCCUUCCGCACCUUUGGAUCCAUCAGCGGCCGCGACUUUGCGUGCAGCGUGGUCAGCUGCGCGCGGCUGAAGCACGUGGACGAGUACCUGGAUAAAGUACAGGCCAUGCCGCCGCAGCUUGCCGCCAUCCGGGUCACCCUGCCUGAGUUCCAGGAGUUCCGCCGCAUGUGGAGCAAGCUGCGCCUGCUGUCGGUGGCGCUUGAGUUCCGGCACAACACCAACGGCAAGGUUGGGCGGGAGGACUUUGCGUGGGUGGUGCAGCACGUGAUGGGCAUCCAGCUGCGGGCGGAGCUGGUGGACCUCCUCUUCUACCUGUUCUCCGACCAGGCUCACGACAGCCUCAACAUCAACGUGCUGGUGGGCCGCGACUGA